Messenger RNA from Caenorhabditis angaria, 492 nucleotides. The record is from the annotation of a GenBank genome assembly. NCBI's taxonomy places the organism in Eukaryota, Metazoa, Nematoda, Chromadorea, Rhabditida, Rhabditidae.
AUGAGAAUAUUUAUCUAUGUAUAUUUUUUAUCACUAAUCUUGAUUGGAGUUUGUCAUAAAGGUCAUGAUCACAAUCAAAGAAACCACACACGACAUGGAACGGUGGAAAUAAGAGUUAUAAAAGGUGGGAAUUUCAAUCUUUUUUAUAGUUAUGCAAAAAAGAAUUCCAGAAGGCAAAAUUUGGAAAGACGAAGAUAAAAAAUGUAAUGAAUUGUGUCCACCAAUGUACAAAUGCGUGAAAGUAGGUAACAAAUAUAAAUGCGUUUAUUGUAAGUUUGAGUAACUUUCUGGAGGCUACAAAAAAUAUAAAAAUUUCUUGAAGUUCCGAGCUGUGCUGGUAUGAAAUGUGAGGCUGGUGAGGAAUGUUACGAAACAGCUAUUGAAUGUGCACUAAAUCCAUGUCCAGUCGAAGCAAAAUGUCGACCUUGGACAUUACCUCCAACACCUGAUUAUCAACUUCCAGAUGAAAUUUAUAGAUGGAUUGAGGAGUAA